This is a messenger RNA of Ananas comosus (pineapple), 1381 nucleotides long. Its product is annotated as aquaporin NIP1-1-like. Lineage: Eukaryota; Viridiplantae; Streptophyta; Magnoliopsida; Poales; Bromeliaceae. The record is from RefSeq and is a predicted model, not a curated record. Gene Ontology annotation, molecular function: channel activity. Gene Ontology annotation, cellular component: membrane. The transcript has 5 exons. Gene Ontology annotation, biological process: transmembrane transport. The coding region runs from base 173 to 1012 and encodes 279 amino acids.
UCUCUCUAUAGUUGUUGCCAAUAUAAAUAGAAACCCAAGUUUGAGGCUUUUCCCUUGCCCUUGGAGUAGCUCUCUUUUGCUAGAUCUUAUUUUUGGUGUCUUUCUCUUUCUCUCUCUCUUUGGGUAAAAGUAAGUGUGUGUGUGAGAGAGAGAGAGAGAGAGAGAAACUAAGAUGAGUGGAAAUAAAGUUGAGAAUGGGUUGGAGGAAGGGAGGGGAGGAGAGGAGGCGGCAUAUGAGAUCUCCACAAGCAAAGGAUGUUGCAGCUCAGGCAUCUCUGUUCAGUUCAUGCAAAAGAUCAUUGCAGAGAUAUUCGGGACCUAUUUCCUGAUAUUCGCCGGGUGCGGCUCGGUGGCCGUGAAUUUGAGCAAGGGAGGCACCAUCACCUUCCCCGGCAUAUCGAUCGUGUGGGGGCUCGUCGUCAUGGUCAUGGUGUACUCCGUCGGGCACAUCUCCGGCGCCCAUUUCAACCCCGCCGUCACCGUCGCCUUCGCCACUUGCAGAAGGUUCCCGUGGAAACAGGUGCCGGCGUACAUCGUGGCCCAGAUGCUGGGCGCGACGCUGGCGAGCGGGACGCUGCGUUUGUUGUUCGGCGGCGGGCACGGGCACUUCUUCGGGACGGUGCCGACGGGGUCCGACGUGCAAUCUCUCGUACUCGAGUUCAUCAUCUCCUUCUACUUGAUGUUCGUCAUCUCCGGCGUAGCCACCGACAAUAGAGCUAUUGGAGAAUUAGCUGGGUUGGCCGUGGGAGCCACUAUCCUACUCAACGUGCUCUUCGCUGGGCCGAUAUCGGGAGCAUCGAUGAACCCUGCGAGAAGCCUGGGGCCGGCGAUCGUGCUGCACCGAUACACCGGAAUUUGGGUGUACAUCGUAGGCCCCACCGCGGGGACGGUGGCCGGAGCUUGGGCUUACAACCUCAUCCGCUUCACCAACAAGCCCCUCCGGGAGAUCACCAAGAGUGGCUCAUUCCUCAAAAGCAUGAGGAAAAACUCUGAAUUAAAUGGAUCCAACUAAUUAGGCUAAUUAAUUAAAACAAUUUGCCUUAAUCUUAAUUAUGUGUAGAAAUUAUUAUUAUUAUUAUUAUUAUAUAUAUAUAUAUAUAUAUAAAAGGAGAGCUAUCAAAUAAUGGCGUGACGUUAUUUGGUACGUCCUAGUAAAAGGGCUUUUGCUUUGUAUGAGUGGAUGUUUGGUUAAGUAUGAGAAUUUUUAUCUUGUAAUAGAGUGUAGUUAAUAAUGUUGUAUGAAUUAGUACAUGAUUAUGUUAUAGUUUGGGUGCGUUGGUGUGGUUAGGUUAGCUAUAUCACACGUUGUAAUCUGUGCUCUUGUAUAUUUUAAUGUUUAAUGCGCAUAUAAAAUAACCAUGUAGACACUCUCAAGUUUCAA